AUGGAUAUUCAUGUUCUUCAAAGCCAGCCCGCCCAGGAGGUCGGGUUUAAAGACUCUUCCACGGUUCGUGUGGGUAAUAAACUUGUUCGCAAUAAGCCACCCACCCAGCCCUCUGCUAUGCGACCCAAGCGUAAUUCACACGCUGUAAAAAGUAAUGUACAGACUGCAAGUGAAGCGGGAGUUGUUGUUCCACCCGCCCAACCCACGAGUUGUCAUUUGGUCCGAGGCGAGUUCCAGCCGCGCCUUCCGACUUCGCUGCCGCCCCCAGGGCAGCAGCAGCAGCCGUCGCCGCUACCACGCCGACAGCCCGUCCCGUUGAUGCCUCCCGCGCAGCUUCAUCCGGGAGCGCCCCAGGUGGUCGCUCCGGCGCCUGCGGUCCCUCUUCAGUCGCCACCGCCUUCGGAGCUGAUGGACGUCGACCCCCCAGCCGGGCCGCCUUCCCAAGCGGUGGCUGUGCAGCCUGUCCUGCAGCCGCUUUCCUUGGGCACCCCCAAGGCGUCUGACACCGCAGCGCCUUGUCUGGCGCCCACUCAGCAGCCGUCGACGCAGCGCCAGGAGACGCUGCCUCUCUUCGUGGGUCCCGACGCCCCGUCGCGUCCAGUACCAGAAGCUGCGCCCGUGGUCACAGGCGUGCACCCUGACCUCGGUUUUCAGUCGGUGUUUCCCGAGGCCCCGCGCAGCCAAUGCUGA
Molecule: messenger RNA, 690 nt
Organism: Schistocerca nitens (vagrant locust)
Lineage: Eukaryota; Metazoa; Arthropoda; Insecta; Orthoptera; Acrididae
Product: bromodomain-containing protein 4-like
Exons: 2
Coding region: 1-690 (229 amino acids)
Source: RefSeq, a predicted model, not a curated record